Molecule: messenger RNA, 1038 nt
Organism: Nicotiana tabacum (common tobacco)
Lineage: Eukaryota; Viridiplantae; Streptophyta; Magnoliopsida; Solanales; Solanaceae
Molecular function (GO): RNA-DNA hybrid ribonuclease activity; nucleic acid binding
Source: RefSeq, a predicted model, not a curated record
AUGAGGGUUCUUGAUAGGCCUUUUUGGAUGAUGGAAACAACAGGAUAUUUCAGAGUUAAGUCAGCAUGGGAGUAUACGAGAAGAAGAGACGAACCAAGAAAAGCUUAUACAAUGAUUUGGGUAAAGGGAAUGCCUUUUAAAACAGCAUUUUUCAUGUGGAAAGUGUGGAAAGCAAAGUUACCUUUAGAUGAUUUCUUGAAAAGGGUAGGUUACUGCAUGCCAUCUAAAUGUUGGUGUUGUGUACAACCUGACGAGGAAUCUCUUCAGCACUUGUUUUUUAGAUCAGAAACUACAAAGACAAUUUGGAAGUAUUUUCUAUCGAGGGCAGGAAUUGAUGUGGAAGGACUUACACUGCACCAAGCAAUCACAAAAUGCUGGACUGCAAAAGUAUGCUUAAGAUUAAAACCGGUAAUGCAAGCACUCCCCUCAUGCGUAGUCUGGGAACUUUGGAAAAGAAGAAAUAGUAUGAAGUAUGGGGAAGGGGUGACAACUAGCAGGGUGAUUUAUCAAGUUUCAUCACAUCUACAGGCAUUGGUGAAAGUGAGAAAGCCUGGGAUGGACGUGGUACCUCACAAAUGGCAAGAUCUAUUAGCUAGGAUGGAAAAUUUCACUCAUAAACUUAAGGGUGACAUAGUCAAGUCAGUAGGGAAAGAGAUAGAGGAGACAACAAACACAGUAGCUGAAGCGAAGGCCAUGGUAGAAGCACUAAGGUUCUGCAGAUUUCAACAUUACUCUCAUGUAUGGCUCCAAACUGACUCAAUGGUAUUAAAAAAGAUAAUGGAUGGGAUAUGGAAACCACCAUGGAUCAUAUCUGAGCAGAUAGAGGAAAUGAUGCAACUAAUGAAUGAGGGCAAUUACACAGUUACUCAUAUUCACAGGGAGGGCAACAAGUUGGCUGAUCAUUUGGCUAAUUAUGCUUUAGAUCAUGGUGAAAUAGAAUGUCAACAUUUCUGGCAUCUAGAUGAAAAGGGAAGGAGGUUGGUUAAUGAAGAUAAGAUGCAAUGUCCAAGUCUAAGGGUGAAGGUGGACAGGAGAUAA